This is a messenger RNA of Linum tenue, 4358 nucleotides long. The record is from the annotation of a GenBank genome assembly. Lineage: Eukaryota; Viridiplantae; Streptophyta; Magnoliopsida; Malpighiales; Linaceae.
UCUCUCUCAUCCCACAAUGGAAAAAGUGGAAUAACAGCCCUCACUCUGCUCUCCCUGAAAAGUGGUUACAGCGAGAAAGAAAAUGACUGAAAUUUGGAGAGAGAGAGAUUGCGACUUUGAUGAUGGAUGUUGUUGGCUUUCGGAGGAGAAGCAACUCGUGGGAGGGGGUAGCCAUUGUUGCCGUUUGUUGUUUCUUUCGUUUUUUCCUUCAUUGUAAAGCUUCCCCUUUACUAAUCGGGGGACCAUGAUGAACAUGUGGAUUCCUAAAACUUCCCAUACGCUUCUCCUACUCUGCUACUGUUCAUUUUCUCCCUCUCCGCGACUUUGAUUCAUCCGCCAGCCAGAAAGCAAGGCGAAGGCUAAAGAAAGUGCGUGAAAAUUGGGUUCGUGGGCCGGUGCUGGAGAUAAGAAAUUUGGCCCUCUCUGCCUCCAUUUUCUCAUCCUUUUCGUUGUAAAAAAGAUACCCACUUUUUCCCACCCCACCAAGCAAGCAGAAGCUCCCCUGUUCUCCUUUCCCUUCCAUUUCUUCUGGGCUUACUUACGUUCUCUGCCUGUUUCCCCACCCCAUUUUUGGUGCGUUUUUGCGUCGGCAGAGAACCUUUUUCCUUAACGUUUGAGAGGGACAAUUUCAGUUUGUAGAUUAGAACAAAAAACCCAAAACGGCAGACUGGUGAUUUUUUUUUUUGUUUGGGCUGGUCGCUUGCAUGGUCAGUUUCGGAUCAAAUUUUGUUGUUUGAGCUGUCUCCUACCCGGGUUUGUUGUUUUAGGUUUUAGCGAUCCUCACCAGGUGAGAAAGUUUAUAUCUUUCGAUUCCCUCCAUCCUGCAUUCUUCGAUCUUCACGUUUUUUGUUUUGAGGCGUUUGAAGGUUUUCCCCUUACGAGACAAACUGGAACUGGAUUCUCUAGUCUUGUUGGGGUUGUGGCUUCAGUGGCAUUUUGCAAAUCUGCUUAAAGUGCUUGCUCACUCCCUUCAUCCCGGCCUUUCAUGCAUUUAUCCACUUCACAAGGUUUGGAGUGUAAACAUGUGGUGAAUGUCCCAAGUUAAUUAAGUAUAACAUAGUGAUUAUAAAUAAGAUAACCAUUAUGGCAAAGAAAUCUCAAAGACGUCCAGCUGGAAAUGCAAAGCCAGGCUGCAUGUGGGGCCUAAUUAACAUGUUGGAUUUCCGCCAUGGGCGAGUUACUCAGAAGCUGCUCCCAGAUAAGAGACUCGAGAGCAGGCAUGUUCCUGGGCAUGGAUAUGAUACUACUAAGCAUGACUUGUCACCGAAUUCUGAUGAAAAGACAUCUGAUGGUAAAGGCAAUCUUGUUUUGAAUACUGAGUUCCGCAAGCCAAGUGUCAAGAAACUCAUAGAAGAAGAUUUGCUAAAUGAGCAAACUUUGAAGAGUGAGAUAAAUGACAAUCAGAUACAGCCCAAAUUAGAACAGGAGGAGCGACAGCGAAAGAGGAGCAGCAAGAGAACAAAGAGGGGUCGUUCAAAAAGUUAUGAAAUACAUGUUGAAGAUCUGAAUGCUGCAGACAUUAGGGAACAUGAACAGCCUUGUGCUCAGAAGUUAGCGAACCAAUCUAGUGACAGUCUUUAUGUAGGUGAAAUAAUAGAGGAGUUCUGCCAUCAGCUCCAUCAGAAAGGUAGUAAUUGCAUAAAGCAUGGCGAGGAUUGUGAAUUCCAUCAUCCGAAACAGAGUAACAUAAAUUUUGAAGAGAGAUUGAGCGAGGCCCUUAAUAUUUUUGUCAGACAGAAGCAUCCAAUUGAAGAGGAGAAUAUCCCCAGCUCCAAAGAACUCACAGAUGCUCUUCACAUAUUGUGUUCAGAUGAGGAAUUGGCUUCAAGACUCUUACUGGGUCAAAAGUCAAUGAUAAUGAAGCAAUUGGAGAAAGCAUUGAUUUCCCAAGUAGAAAAUGAUGACUCAAAGUCAUUGGUAGGAAGUAGUACCAUGAAAGAAGAGCAUGAACCUGUACUCAGAAAGCAUAGGAGAUUCUUCAGACGAAGCAAGUCCCUUGCAAACUUCUCUUCUGAGGAAAUUGAUACAUUUCAUGCUUCAAAUAGGAUUGUCAUAUUGAAGCCUGGGCCUACCAAAGAUGCUACUGGCUCCUUGAGGCAGUCUCAAAUGACUGCCGAAGACGAGUUGCCAAAUGAAAGGGGAAGUUCCCAUUUUUCCCUUACUGAAAUAAAAAGGCGCUUGAGAAAUGCUAUGGCGAAAGAGUCAAGGAAUGUCUCAACUGUUAAGAGAUACACCAAUGAGGCGUGGGCCGCAGGAGAUGGUGACAGAAGAAGGUUCAAAGAGAACACUGGAAAAAGUUCUCCAGGCAAAGAGCACUUCUUUAUAGAAAAGGUCGCGAGACUCCCUCCCACUAGUCCCAAGAAGUCCAAAGAACCUGAACAAAGUAUGCAAGAUGAGGAUGGCAAACCUAUUAAACAGAGUGUAUCUGAUAUAUAUUUAGAGGCUAAGAAACAUCUUUCAGAGAUGUUGAUAACUGGGACUGGGGAUGUAGACUUCCCAAGCAGACAAUUCUCCAAACCGCUGGGGAGGAUCUUGUCAUUUCCAGAGUACAACUCUUCUCCUUUUGGCAGUCCUGGAAGAGAUUCGGAACACAGUUUCGUUACAGCACGAAUGAGAUUGCCCAACAUUGACUCAUUAGGUAGACGGGAAGGCAAUAUCAGCCAUCUAGGUGAAAAAUCACUGAGCUCAGAUGCACCUUCAUCUGAUAUUGAAGCACAGGCUCCUACGGACCAAACUUCAAGUUCCUCCAAUGAACUUGUUCAUGUUGCUGAAGUGGAGAAAUCUGUUGGUUCCAUGCAAGAUGAGAUGAUGACUCAGGGUAGAUAUGUGGAGAUUGAAGAGGCCUCUGAGAUUAUUAUUGCCCCAGAAGAGGGCAACGUCAUCAAUAAUCUUUCUGAAACAAGUAGCUGUUCCGUCAUCAUUAAUGACCAAAAUGGCGUUGACUCAUCUGAAGUUAGAGAUGAGAAAGCUGAUACUGAGCCCUUGGAGCAUGAAAGUUCUCCAUUUGAUUCUCCAUCAAAACGGAAGCAUGAUGAUUUGGAAGCUACUGAUGUGCCAGACCGUCCAAGUCCGGUGUCCGUCCUUGAGCCAUAUUUUUCAGAGGAGGAUGUUAGCCCGGCGGCUACCCGAACCCAACACGUUGAACUGUCAUUGCAACCACUAAGAAUCGAAUUUGAGGAACAAGGAUCUUCAUCUGGGGAUCACGUUGCCCCUUCAAAAACCACGGAUCACGAGGACUCCAUGCUCAAGUACAUAAAGGAUGUACUGCUAGACUCUGGCUUGAACUGGGAGGAGUUCUACUUGAUGUCCGAUUCUUCCGACCAGAUUCUCGACCCAUCUAGUUGUCACGAGCUCGAGUUCUACCCUAACCAGUUUUGCAAUGACAAGCAGCUUCUCUUCAAUUGUAUCGACGAGGUUCUAAUGGAGGUAUACGAUUUCUAUUUCGGUUCAUCACCCGGAUUGUCUUUGGGAAACCCUGCAUCCACCCGCCCUAUCCCCGACAUGAACCACACCAUUGACGAGGUGUGUGAAAGAUUGCAUUGGCACCUUCGUCCCUUGCCAUCACCUCGUACUCUGGAUCAGGUUGUGAAGAGAGACAUGGCCAAAAAUGGUUCUUGGAUGGACCUUCGACGUGAUUCAGAAACUGCCCUUGUCGACAUUUGUGAAGACAUUUUCGAACGCCUGAUUGAGGAAACGGUGUUUGGCCUUUCUAGUUAGAAAAUGACAGCAGCAGCAGCAGCAUAUGCUUGUGAAAAGAAACUUGUGCUUGUGUUCACGUUUACCUUACUGUGGGAUUUGUUUUUCACUAACUUGGCCUUUGACAUACAUACGAGCAUAUCACAUAAUCCCCCGGGAACGAUCAUGAUCUGAUCGUUGUUUCGAUCGGGAAAGGAAGUGUGCAAGCUGAGGGUGGCUCGCGCUCUUCCUUAGUGUUGAUUGUAGAACUGAGCUAGUAGUGGUAGUAAGAUCCCUUUUGGUGUGGUUUUCAGAGUUCUCUUCUUGUUGAAUUUACAGGCAGUGGAGUUACUAUGUGUAAACAUGAGGUGUGAAUUCUUAUUCUUAUGGAGGGAUGAGAAAUUAAUAAAACAGGAGAUGGGAGUUCUCCAACUCGGUUCCAUCAUCCAUGCAUGUGUUACUCCAUUAUCAGUUUACAGUUUGACCUGUUGUUCACAGUAGCAAGCAGUGUACAAGUGCAACAAUGGAGUGCAGUGGUGGAACUUAGUGUAUUGCAUGAGGGCUAAAGUCUUCUCUCAACUUUCAUCUAAUGUUAUAAUUUAUGUAUUCAUAUCCUGAGAAACCAUAAAAGGAGCUAUUAGUCGUCUCUUCCAAGAUUUAUGUUCAAUGGUAGGAAAUUGUGG